Molecule: messenger RNA, 219 nt
Organism: Aureococcus anophagefferens
Lineage: Eukaryota; Pelagophyceae; Pelagomonadales; Pelagomonadaceae
Exons: 1
Biological process (GO): protein transport to vacuole involved in ubiquitin-dependent protein catabolic process via the multivesicular body sorting pathway; protein targeting to vacuole
Cellular component (GO): ESCRT-0 complex
Molecular function (GO): phosphatidylinositol-3-phosphate binding; metal ion binding; ubiquitin binding
Source: RefSeq, a predicted model, not a curated record
CGCGGGUCCUGGCUCGACGAGGCCGACGAGCUCGCGGCGAGCUGCUUCGCGUGCUCCUCCGCGUUCCACCCGGUGAAGAACCGGCGCCACCACUGCCGCCGCUGCGGCGACACGUACUGCAUCGGCUGUUCCUCCCGCUACCAGCCGUUGCUGCUGAGUGGAUUGGAGACGCCCCAACGCGUCUGCGACGCCUGCUACGACGCCGCGGCGCGCGACAAC